Molecule: messenger RNA, 2990 nt
Organism: Prionailurus viverrinus (fishing cat)
Lineage: Eukaryota; Metazoa; Chordata; Mammalia; Carnivora; Felidae
Product: kinesin-like protein KIF28P
Exons: 21
Coding region: 14-2977 (987 amino acids)
Biological process (GO): microtubule-based movement; cytoskeleton-dependent intracellular transport
Cellular component (GO): kinesin complex; microtubule
Molecular function (GO): ATP hydrolysis activity; ATP binding; microtubule motor activity
Source: RefSeq, a predicted model, not a curated record
CCAAAUAAAUAACAUGAGUGACGGGAAAAUGGUGAAGAUGACUAUGCCACGUAUGGACAGUGUGACAGUCGCGGUGCGCGUGCGGCCUUUCAGUCAGAGAGAGAAGAAUUCUGGGAGCAAAUGUGUGAUUUCCAUGCAUUCCAGAACCACCACAACCAUACAAGACCCUAAGAAUCCAGAACAUAGGAAGACGUUUACUUUUGACCUGGCCUAUUGGUCUCACGAUGGAUUUCAAAAGGAUAAAGAUGGUGUGUUUAUUUCAACUGAUCCUAGCAGUACAUUUGCAAGCCAGAAAGAUGUUUUCCAUGAUCUUGGCAGGGGAAUUCUGGACAGCGCUUGGCAAGGCUAUAAUGCCACCCUCCUAGCCUAUGGCCAAACUGGCUCUGGAAAAAGCUAUUCCAUGGUUGGGCUUGGCGCAAACAAGGGUAUCAUUCCAAAUGUAUGUGAAGAGCUCUUUCAAGCAAUUGAGGAGCGGGAGAGAAAUCAGGAAUACCAGGUUACAUUCAGUAUGCUGGAAAUUUACAACGAGCAGAUACGAGACCUGCUGUCUAGAACCAAGCAACCCGGAGGGCUAAAAGUAAGGGAGGAUCAACACCUGGGCUUUUAUGUGGACGGCCUGAAGUCAGUGCCCUGUGAGAACUACGCGCAGAUUGAAAGGCUGAUGGAGCAAGGGACAAAAAUAAGGACCACGGCCUCGACCAACAUGAACGCCAGCAGCAGCCGGUCUCAUAUGGUUAUCACCAUUCAGUUCAGGCAGGUUUUCCUGGACAGAGACCUCACCAAGCAAUCCACGAUUAAUUUGGUGGAUUUAGCAGGAAGUGAAAGGCAGAAAUCUUCAGGAUCUGAAGGAGACAGACUGAGGGAAGGAUCACAAGUUAACUUAAGUUUAACCAAUUUAGGAAAUGUUAUCAGUGCUCUGGCUGAUGCAGCCACGGGGAAGAAAGUCUUGCACAUUCCCUACAGAGAUUCUGUCCUGACCAAACUUCUCCAGCCAGCUCUGGGCGGGAACAGCAGAACCACUUUGAUAGCGGCCAUAAGUCCCGCUGACAUCUGCUAUGAGGAAACUUUAUCCACGUUAAGAUACGCCGAAAGGGCUAAAAAGAUCCGGAACAGAGCCGUGGUCAACACCUCGACGCUGAUGAGAGAGUCAAAGGCAGAGAACGACAGACAGUGGAUAAUGAAGACCCUCCCUCACCUUCUCAACGUCAACGAGGACCCGCAGCUCACGGGGGUCCUCAAGUAUUUCAUUCAGGCUGGUACUCACCCCUCCCGACCCACGCUGGACCUGCUCAGGCUUCUUGCUUUCAUUUCAGAUAAACACGCUUCCUUCACAAAUUCGGAUGGGAAGGUGACGGUCACACCACACAGCAAAUGCAAAGUUGUCGUUAACGGGGUGCCCAUCGUGACCAAGACAAAGCUGCAGCAUUUGGACCGCAUUAUCCUGGGAUCCAACAGUGCCUACCUCUACAUUGGGUUCCCAUCAGAGCGAGGCAGUGAAGACCUGACCAGGUUCGACUAUGACUUCUUCCAGCUGGAGAGAGCAGCUGCGGAGGGAGUGAGUGUGGACAAGCUGGGGGCUGCGAGCCACGGCGAUGGGAAAGCGGACCCCGGCAUGCUGGCGGUGUUCCAGGACUACGUCAGACUCAUGCCCCUGGUGGCAGAAGCCAAUCAAAUGGGCGAAGAGCUGAAGAAGGGACUCAGAAUGGAACUGAAGGUGAAGAAUUUAGCGGCUUCAGACUCCAGGGGCCACGAGCUACAGAAGGAGGUCAUGGUGAAGGUGACCAACCAAAGAACCCGCGAGGUGUGGAUUUGGUCAAAAGCCAAGUUUAUCAACAGGAAAUUUCUCAUGGAGGAACUUUACCAGCGCUUUCUGGAUGGAGAAGACGGCCACGUGGCUCAGGAAGAUGACCCCUUCUGGGAUCCCGUCGAGGUUGUCCACUUGGGCUCAGCCCACAUCUGGCUCCAGUCGCUGGCCUACUCCAUGAAGCUGGAGGAGCAGGUGGAGUUCAUGAACUGCGAGGGGGAGGAAGAGGCCGUGGUGCACGUCUGCGUGACUCCCUGCUCCCCGGCGGGACGAGCGUGCGGUGAGGAGGACGUGGUUAUCGACCCGUCGGAGCUGCUGGGCAAGAGGAUGGACUUCCAGGUUGGCCUCGUGCGGUGCCUUGGGGUCAAGUGGCUGAAGGAGGACGCAGAGCGAGGCAUUCAGAUGGGGUACAGAAUGUAUGACCUUUCAAGCACUUUCUAUACCAAGCCUGUAUGGAAAACGGUGAAUCCCCAAAUAGAAGAAACUGUCCAAUUUACAGCCUUAAAUGCAUCUCAGGAGUUUCUGAAUUAUUUACAAACAAACGCUCUCAUUGUCGACUUAUGGGGUCUUCAAGAAGGCUGCGCCCAGCUGGACUGCUCUCAGUCGGACCUCAUGGUCACAAGUGAAGGCCACGUCAUGGUGGACACCAAGAAAAUGUCCACUCUGAUGGAUCCAGGCCAGACGCCAUCAACUCAGAUAUCGGAACUCUACAUGAAGCUGCUCAAGUUAGAGCAGGAGACAGAGCUGCUCAGAGACACCAACAGAGCCCUGAGAGAAGAAAACGUGUUUCUCAAACAAUCACUUGAGAAGGUCGGUUCUACUCAACAAGCACAUAAGCCUUCCAACACCCUGAAGCUAACUUGGACGGCAGCACACCCUCCAGCAGCCAGAGAGAUGAACCAAAUGUACACUCGGCCAGCCAGCUCCGACAGAGAAUUUGCCAAAGCCCUUAAGCUGUUCUACCACAGCAUGAACCAAGCAAGAGGGCAGCUUCUCCGACUGAGACAAGAGAAACCUCCUGAGGAAGAUGAAAUGCUUCGACCGUUCGUACAGCAACAGGCACAGAGGUUAAAGGACUUGGGAGACGUGCUGGAGUCCAGCUUGCGGAGGCUGAAAAACGAUGUCGCCGUCAUCGUGAAAAAGAAGAGGGCGAGUUUGCCGCACGCAGAAUAGCGCGGACGCAGCC